Molecule: messenger RNA, 384 nt
Organism: Suillus subaureus
Lineage: Eukaryota; Fungi; Basidiomycota; Agaricomycetes; Boletales; Suillaceae
Exons: 2
Coding region: 1-384 (127 amino acids)
Source: RefSeq, a predicted model, not a curated record
AUGGCCCAACCUGAAGUCAAUGCUCCCUGUCAGCCCAAGGCCCCCUCUGUCCAUUGGAAUGAGGACGACAUUGCUACCCUUAUCGACUAUCUAUAUGAGCAUCGCUCACAGGCUGAAGGGGGAGGCAACUUCAAGCAACAGGUUCUUGAGAAUGCUGCAGUGUUCAUCAACACCCAUGAGCCACUUCAAGCCAAGCAGUCAGGUGCACUGAAGACAGCAAAAGCACUCAAAGCCACCUUCAAUUCUAUUGAGAAGUACCGCAACCAGACAGGGGUCCACUGGGACAAUGAGACUGGAGCUGGGAUCAAAGGAUCUGCGGCUGAUGCUGUGUGGAAAUCAUAUCUUGCUGUCAAGGUAUUUACCCGCAUUUUUAUAUUGAUUUGA